GAUACUGGGGUGGCCCCUUUCCCGCUGACAGAGGCGAUCUUGUAUGACUUCUUGAAGGGAUAUGGUAGCAAGCAGGCACCCACCUUCGGCAAGUGCUUCUUGGGCUGUUUCCUCUUUGCUCUAUACGCCAGAGCCCGAUUCAGCGAUAUGCAGGCCAGCGGAGACCUGGUCAGUGAUGUGGUUGAUACCAAGGACGGACCUCACGGGUACUUGGAGGCCUGCGUUACUCGAACCAAGACAGCCUACAAUUUGGAGCGCAAAGCACGUUUCUUGGCAAUGUGUGCGACCAUCCAAGGCCUCUCGCAAGACUCUUGGGCACUCAGAUGGCUUGACAUCGCCCGUGACCAUGGCCCGGAGUGGGGGUCAGGCAAGCCCCUACUCGUGGAAGGAGGGGGGUGGCAGGACUCCCCCGUGAGUGUGGAUGUGCGUGCCUUGGGUACUCAUUCUCUCAAAGCCACAUGUUUGUCAUGGGCGGCUAAAUGGGGAGUGGAACGCGACACCCGCUUGAUCAUGGGAUACCGCAGCUCACCACGUGGCAAGUCGGAGGUCGUCUACGGACGUGAUAAUGUUGCACCUGCCUUGAGGAUCUUGGACACCAUAAUCGAGGCCGUUUCCGUGGGCAAGUUCCUACCUGAUUCAACGAGGUCAGGAAUGUUCCCCAACAGUGUUCGACAGGCCAAGCAACCCGUCCCCGAAGAUGAGAUUAGUCUGUCGUCGGAGGGGUCCGAGGACGAGGAGGACAAGGACCCCGCGGAGGAGGAGAAAGCCGCGGAAGAGGUGGUGGGACCCUGGGAGCCAGUUCCAGGGGCCCGAGACCAGCUGCUUCCGACUGGUAGGUGCGUCCUGAAGACCAUGGCAGCUUCGUACUCGGACAGCCAGAGUGUAUUCAACGCUAGGGUCGAUGCUAGUGGUCUUCCCAAGGACGACGCCACUAAGGUGAAGAACGCAGUGUCUUCGCUGCGCCAGCUGGCCUUCAUUUCGAGCUUUACGCCAGGCCAAGCUGAUGAAACUCCUCUGAUGAAUGCCCUGAAAACCAUGCUGGCUAGGGACGCUGAGCUAGGAGUGCAAGCCAGUUUCAGAGCGCUGUAUCACGAAGCUUAUGCGGUCGUGACGUCAGAGUUGAAACAGAAGAUCGAGAAAAGCGAGGAACCGGCAAGCCGCCGACUAACACAACCUGAACGUGCAGAAAGGUACGAGAAACAAAAGGCCAAGCUUGUUGGUGUCCUGAUCAAAAACCAGAGCGAGCCCAGCGAGGCCCUUGUUGACAAGGCUGUUGCGUGCUACGAAAGCAACGAGCUCAGGUACCUGAGCUGGGAAGCGUGCACUUCUCGUGAGCAAGAGGUUGGGUCGGACCGUCGCAAGGACACGAGGUUCACCGUGGACGAGAAUUCGGGGCGCCUGAAAGUCGAAACCAAGGACGCCGAGGAAAAGGCCUCAACGGUUUCGGAGGUCCAUGUCCUUCAGGCUCUCCAGCGCAGGUCCCUUGCUAUGGACCAGGCAAACAUCGUGGAGUAUUCCUUGAUGCAGCAGUGGACGGACCGCUUGCUCAGGGCCAAGAUGCAGGAUGCUCCGCCUGGAUAUCAGAGGGACGGCGCCCAGCCCUCAGGUGGCAAGAGGCCUAUAGAUGAGGACUGCGUGCGUGUGCCAUACCAAAGUGUGGCCAGCAUGGCCAUGGGGCUUCCACAUGCCCGGAGGCUGCUCUUCAUAGAGCUAUGCAGUGGCUCAGCCGGCCUCUCUGCCGCCUUUCGCGCAUUGGGUUUUCAGGUAUUGGCCAUCGAUCAUGGUGGGAACCGCCGUCAGCCCUUGGUUCCCACCUUGUCUUUAGAUCUUCGCCGCGACAGUUCGUGGUCGUUCGUCGAAAGGAUGGUGAGUUCGCAUGCGACCCUUCUGGUGCACAUAGCACCUCCAUGCGGAACAGCCAGCAGGGCUCGUGAGAUUCCGCUGAAGGGGGGCCUGAGCGAGGCUGACCAGUCUCGCGUGGAGUCGGCAAACUGCAUCUACACCAGGGCCGCGAACUUUUGCGUGUGGCUCCGACGCCAAGCUGCCGAGCAUGGGUUACCUACCCAUUUCUGUGUUGAAAAUCCGCUGCGAUCGUACAUGUGGAUGAUGCCAGAGUUCGUCGAGCUGAAGCCACAUUGCUUGCACCUUGCCUACGAUGUUUGUAUGCACGGUGGUGAUCGCGACAAACACCAAAUGUUAUGGACAUCCUUGCCCGAACUGCAGGCCCUGCCAGUGAGUUGUGAUCGAUCACAUCAACAUCGCCCGUGGGGGCAGACCCCCUCAGGCUCCUUCGCAACAGCCUCAGAGACCGAGUGCCCGGUACGUUUCGCUGCCGCCGCAGCCCUCGCUGCCGGAAGCUUGCACAUCUUGCCCUCAGCCUCUGACGUUACCACCGCUAGCGCCAGGACGGCUGCCCAGACUCAGCCCAAGGUGUCCAAGGCUUUGGUCCUCAUCGAAGAGUACCAUUACCAGGUCACAAUCCCUCUCCCAUCAGCAUGCUUGCCGCCUGUGAAUGAGAAGAACUGCCUCUUGCGCACCCUGGGCCCUGUUGCCCAAUCUACCUCUGGCAAGGUUGUGUCCCUCACGUGUGGCGUGUAUCGAACUCCCAUGCAAUUCGCACGUCAGGCCAUCACUCUUCAGCACCCUUUCGAUAUGUGCAGGGCUCUGCCGGAUCCGGCCCUGGAGGUCCUUGCCAGGACGCUGAUCGAUGGUCCUGUCUCAGUGGCGAAAUCCAGGUUGAAAACGAUCCGGACUUGGAAACAAUGGAAAAGAGAACUUGAGGAGCAGGAGGCAGCACUUCAUGAAGCGAUGCAUCCCGAUGUGGCCCGCGUUAUGAAGGGCAAGAUCCUUCUCUUGCAGAAGAUCGCAAUUCCCUUGAAUGGCCAGAUGUUAAUCGGGGAUGAACAGCCGAGUGGAAUCUUCCCGGUGGAACCGAAACCAGCACUUGCGUCCGUUGAGGAGUUUUGGGAGAGAUCUCUUCUGGUGAAACAUGCACUGUGGCAGAAGGUUGCGGACUCGCCAGCCGACCGCCUUUCCCAGGGCCUGUGUGAGGUCACAGAGACCGAGCGUGAGAAAGGCUGGCUCAGCAGCCCGAAAACGUGGCAAGAGCUAGAGGGCACCUUCGGGCCCAGGUGGGUCCCUGUCAGGCGAUUCGCUGUUGAACAACGCGACAAACUCCGCCCGAUUGACGACCUGGCCGAAAACGGUGUGAACGAAGCUUCUCGGCCCAAGUAG
Molecule: messenger RNA, 3234 nt
Organism: Symbiodinium pilosum
Lineage: Eukaryota; Dinophyceae; Suessiales; Symbiodiniaceae
Source: the annotation of a GenBank genome assembly